GCAAAGGCAGUAAUGCCCUGGCACUGUAGCUGAUUGUGAAAAUGCAUAAAACAUAGUAAACAGCUAAAAAAAAUUAUAAAAAUAAACAAGAGUACAAAAAAGGAGCCAGCAGCAGCGCUCGCUGCGCUUCAGCUUUAGAGUGUGUGCGUGCGUACGUGUGUGUGUGUCGGGUAUUUUGUUCUGCAAAUAAACAAAAUUAUUAUUGUGUUAAAUAUAAAUAAUUAAAGCCAGCUAGAGUUAAUGUAAAUUAUAUGUCAUGGAGACCAUAGAGGAGCAAUCAAAAUGCGAAAUGUCCAUUACGACGCUGCCCACGCGUAUCUGUUUGGUGGGCGCGGCGGGGGACGAUACAUCGACUGUUGCUGCAGCCGAGAGUUUUGGCAUACCCGUCAUCGUAUCGCCCACGGGUCUGGAUCUCGUUAAUGAUAUGGAUUGGCGCACCUUCUAUGUUUUGCCGGACUUUGAGUGCGAAACCUUCGAGGCCAUACAUAAACUAAAACAAUGCAUUCUUGGGCCACCCGCUUUGAAGUACGCGGCCGAAAUGAAGCAGACAUUGGGUCAGAAUUCGCGACCCAUUUACAAUUAUGCGAUGCGUGGCGUGGUCACUUGUUUUACGGGCAUACGCAAGAAAGAUGAGCUGACAAAACUGGUAAAUCUCAUACACUCCAUGGGCGGUUGCAUCAAAAAGGAUUUGAAUACAAAGACAACGCACUUGAUUUGCAAUCACAGCGGUGGCGAAAAAUAUCAGUACGCGAAAACCUUUCGUUUGACAGUGGUGCGACCUGCCUGGGUCUAUGCUGCCUGGUCAGCGCGUGACACGCCCGAAUUUGAGGCCACACAGGAUACCUUUACGAAGGAUCACAAACUCAAGGCAUUUGAGGGACAAAAGAUUUGCUUUUUCGGCUUUCCCGCCGAAGAACACCAACACAUGGUCGAUGUGCUGUUGGAGAAUGGCGGUGUUUGCGCCGAACUGGACGAUCCGGAGUGCUCGCAUGUCGUGAUGCCCAAUACGGGCGCUGUUCUUACAAGCACUAGCACAAAUACUACUAACAGCACUAAGUCGAACACUACUAAUCCCAAUCCCAAUAGCAGCCAUAUCCUAAGCACACCCAAAGCCAAUGUCAAGGUCGAUGCUGUCGAGACGCCGCCGCCGCCGCUUUCGGCGCCUCAUACUCAGCCUCAACUUUUGCCCGGCCCGCUGUCGAUUAAGCGAGAAGCUCAGGCGGAAGUUGAUGACUACGAUGAUAUACAUUUUGACGAGCGUUUGUUUGUGGAACCUGAGGAUAUGAAACCUGCCUUGGAUGAUGAGCUUCCCGACUCGGAUGAGGAUGUGCUGCCAACUACCGUUGAGCAAAAUGCGAGCACACCAAAGACCCCCAAAAUGCCGCCGCAUAUCAGUAUUACGGCGGCCACGCCUGCAGAUUGCUCAUCACCCAUAGAUGAUGGUGUUGUUCUCACAUUGAACGAGCCGAACGACUUCCAAGAACCCACCCAAAAUCUGUCACCCAUCUUGAAGGCGCCCAAAUUGCAAAUCGAAACCAUAAAUGAGUGCGAUAUGGAAACGGAAAUGGAAACGGAUGACUUGCCAUUGGGUGAGAAUGAGCUGAAGCGCAAGCGGGAUAGCUAUGACAAUAUAUCACUCAUGUCAGUGGACUCGUUCGCACUGCCGACCAGCACCAAGAAGCCCAAACUAAUACGCACGGGUUCCAUAACAAGAACCCUCAAACGCUCCAUGAGUUUUGUGGCCGAUCGCACUCCCAUUAUAAAAACAUUGCGUACGCGUCGCAGUUCCGUGGCAGCGGCAGACGCGUCCGCCUAUUUGGACAGCGAAGCGGGAGAUGAUUCCAUAUGUUCCCUAGCCUCUAUUAAUAGUACUCUGAACGAGUCUAUUCGGAAACCCGUUAAGGAUAAGCUGCGCACAAUUUGUGGUCGCAUUACUCGGAGCAGUAGUCGCAAGGCGGAACGCGAGAAUGGCGCUCUUAUUUUGGGUACCCCAACAACCCAAGACUGUAUACUGGAUAGUGGUUUUAAAACUCCAAAGGCGCCGAUUCCACGAUUUGGCGGCGGCAGCACUUCGACCACCUCGAAGACGGCGAAACGUCUCUUCGGGCCACUUGGCCUCGCUUCCUCCUUCACUGUAACUACCAAUAAUACUAACACAAAUCUCGAUGCUAGCAACAGCGAAGCUUCCAGUAUUGCUUUCUGCGCAGCUACCGCGGCCAUUCUGCCCCUAACAGCUGAGUCAACAUCAACAUUCACAACCGCAUCCACAUUUAACGAAAACUCAUCAACAACCGCUGUACAUAGUGCCGUGGAAAUAAUCCAAACCGAUGGUCCCAUGCAAGCAGCCAAAUCGCCCAAUCGAGGGGCUGGUAAUGCACAGCUAAAUGGCAUAGAAGAUCCCUCCAUGGCAAUGGUUGUCGAUGAGCACACGACGCUGACCAAGCCGGCGCCCAAGAAUCAUCACACACACAUAUUGAAAUCGGAUUGGUUCUGGUAUACCAUACAGAAUGGCUAUGCCAAUGAAAUGGAUUACCUAUUUGGCGAUUACUUGGAUAGCAUUACGAAUACGCCGAAUGUGGACCGACGUGAUUCGCUGCCCAUAAGUUUCAAUAAACGGAAGCGUAAGCGUUUAUCGCAGCGUAUACAGUUGGAAGGCACUCCUUUGGGUUCGGGCAAGCGGCGCUCCUCGGUAUCCGAUGCCGGUCUUUUGUCUGUUUCGGGCAGCUUCUUUGAUUGCACGACCAGUCCGGACAAAUUGGAGAGCGAUAAGCUGUUGCUUGCCGAGCCGGAGAUUGGUGGCGAGUCCACGCCAACCAAGAAGUCGAUGCGUUUCAAUCAUUUCAUGGAUUUCUACACCACAGAGUCAAACUAUGUGGGCAUAUUAGACACCAUACUGAACCUUUUCAAGAACAAGUUGGAGGAAUUGGCGGAAACGAAUGAUCCGCUGCUGAAUAAAUCGGAAAUCAAAUCAAUAUUUGGCAACUUUCUGCCCAUACACGAGGUACAUCAGAGUAUGUUGGAGGAUUUGCGGAAAUUGCACGCGAAUUGGCGCGAGGAUUGUCUCAUUGGUAACAUCAUACUGCAGCAUCAGGAUGAGCUCAUCAAGGCCUAUCCGCCCUACGUGAAUUUCUAUGAACAGAUGAAGGAACAGUUGCAGUACUGUGAUCGCGAAUAUCCUCGCUUCCAUGCCUUCCUCAAAAUAAAUCAAACGAAACCGGAGUGUGGACGCCAGAGCCUGCAGGACCUGAUGAUACGUCCCGUACAGCGUCUGCCCAGCAUUAGUCUGUUAUUGAACGACAUACUGAAGCAUACGAAUAAUGCGAAUGCUGAUCAUGCGCGCCUCGAAGAGGCACUAAAAGCCAUCAAGCAGGUGACGCUGCACAUUAACGAGGACAAGAGACGCACCGAAUCGCGCAUGGCCAUAUUCGAUAUAUUCAAUGAUAUCGAGGGUUGUCCGGCGCAUCUGGUUAGCUCAAAUCGCAGCUUCAUCUCCAAGUGUGAGGUCAACGAGCUCUCCGACUGUGUGAGCGGUCGCGGCGACAAUUUGGUACUCUAUUUAUUCUCCGAUUCCCUGGAGGUGUGUAAGCGACGCUCGCGUGGCUUCAACGCCGCUAAAUCCCCGAGCGCCGCCAAGACGCAUAAACAUAUCAAACUGAUAUCUUUGAACACCAUUCGCUUUGUCAUUGAUAUUUCGGAUAGUCCGCGGGCCUUUGGCUUGCUGCAGCGUGGCGAGAAGGAGAAACUCUAUACGUUCGGCAUCAUUGAUGAAGAGACGGACAAAUUGGUCUAUCUGAAGAAACUGUGCAUGCAAAUGGCGGCGCACACGUGUCGCACCGAUGCGGACAAAAUGUUGCUAAGUCGCACCUCACAAGAACUGGAAGUGGACAUUAGCGAUGUAAAUGUCAGUACGCUGAGUAAGGCGUUCAAAUUGGCGGCCAAAACACGCUUAAAGGUUGGUCGCGCAUUCUCCUUCAACAAAACGCCGAACAAGCUGAAACGCGCCGUUUCGACGAUGAUGACCUCGCCAUUUGGCAGCACCAACUCGCUGACGCCUGCCUCGCAAUUGGCGCAAAUGCGUUUGGCCAGUUGCACGAAUAUUAAUGAAGUGGACGACGAGGACUGCGCCAGCAUGAGGAGUAGUUCGCCAUCGACGCAAUCAGAAAUGCUUGUGGUGCCGCCCCUUUCGGUGCAGCCCACGCGAAAAAACAAGGCCGUUGUGGGUCGCAUUUAGUGGCAGAUAGCCGUGGCAUCUCUUACUGCUCUAUUCCAUUUUACACUGCACUGUGUGUAGGCUUUAAAGCAUGCCUCAAGGUAUGCAAAACACAAAAGUAGGGAAGAAAUCUCGCAUAUACGUAACUCUCGUUUUUGUAAUCCCACACAACACGUCACGCGUCCAAUAUUGUUAGAUUUUAAACAAACAAAAUUUUACUGUUUAAGUUUUGUGGCGCGCUCUCGCAAAUGUUGAAGCAUUUUGUCGCAGCGCGCGAUUUCUUCUUUGGCGGCAACAUCCUGUCUGCCUAUCGAUUAUGUAAACUAUUUAUAAUAAUGCUGUAAAUAUUUUUUCUCCAUACAAUUUUAUGUAUUGUGACACUUCUUAAUUCGUGUGAUCAAUUAUUGUACGGUGUCGCGUUCAAUGUAAUAAUUGUUCAAAUGUAACUAAACUCGUAGUGACUAAAAAACCAGAACAGAAAAAGGAACGAAAGCCUAGCGUUUAGCAUGCAUUCACACAAUAAUGCACUGAGCAUCGAGAUCGAUUGAUCGAUCGAUUCGGUUCGGUUCAGUUUAGGUGGCUGGCCUCUAUUCUCUGGCCACACUCUGCAAAGCUGUGAAUGUUUACUGAGUAAAUUUAAAACAAAAUAUAAUUUUACUUGUAAGCCAAACUAAAA
Scaptodrosophila lebanonensis is the source of this 4886-nucleotide messenger RNA. RefSeq names its product protein ECT2 (gene pbl). The record is from RefSeq and is a predicted model, not a curated record. The transcript has 12 exons. Gene Ontology annotation, molecular function: guanyl-nucleotide exchange factor activity; GTPase activator activity. The coding region runs from base 257 to 4231 and encodes 1324 amino acids. Lineage: Eukaryota; Metazoa; Arthropoda; Insecta; Diptera; Drosophilidae. Gene Ontology annotation, cellular component: cell cortex; nucleus. Gene Ontology annotation, biological process: regulation of cytokinesis, actomyosin contractile ring assembly; nervous system development; activation of GTPase activity.